Molecule: messenger RNA, 3366 nt
Organism: Thyridium curvatum
Lineage: Eukaryota; Fungi; Ascomycota; Sordariomycetes; Thyridiales; Thyridiaceae
Exons: 2
Coding region: 1-3366 (1121 amino acids)
Source: RefSeq, a predicted model, not a curated record
AUGACUUCGCCGUCGAUUGACGGCCAUAGGCCCCCUUCGAGGACGGCAAGCUUCCAACGGAUGCUGGAUCUCGAAAAGAAGUACAAGUUGGCAAGGCUUCAACGGACACACACUUCGCCAAGCACGGAAUCCCAAGAGUCCAUUCAGACCCGACCUCCUAUCCAGGCACGUCGCCGAGAUUCUCUUACGCAUCAACAAGGCCAAAUUAUGCUUGAUGCCGUGAGGAAAAACACUCCUUUUCCAUCACUUUCUAUCAAGAUACCACCAGCAGAUACCGGCAGCAAGAAGGAAUCUGAACAGGCACUCUCGGACUACAAGACGGAUGAAGUUGCAAAUGAGUCUCGCGACAAAAGCGUGACGUUCUUGGCACCAGACGACGACGAAAUCUCCAUAUCGGAGCAGUCUUCUAUCUGCCACUCGCCAAGCUGGGAAGGCUGGGGACAACAGAAAAAGAAGAAGAAGGAGCAGGCCGAGCAACGCAAGCGGGACAAGGAGCAAGCAGAAAAAGACGUCCGGAUAGCCAAGAAGAGGCUGGCGAACAGGCUCUCCAAGGCGCCUCCCCCACCGGAUUCGCAGCCAUUGACGGAGACACGGCCUGGCUUGCCUCGCUCAGCUUCUACCUCUAUGGUUCGACAGAGUACCGACAGCAAAUCUACCAACUCGUCCAUCAGUUCGAUGAAACCUCCGGCAUCCACACAGACCUUCGUUCCCUACUGGGGUUUCGCCGUUACGAGCGCCGGUUUUGUCGGUGGCAUUAGGUUGCAUCAGCCAAUGACUCUUCCUUUGAAGGCCCUGGAGCCAGCUUCAACCAAGGCCAAGAUAGAGGAAGUUUCGGAGGUCAACAAGGAUGGCGAAGGGCAGGAAACCGCGAGUGCGCGUCGUGAUGCCAACGUCGCCGCAGCCAGAAAGGCUCAGCAGCCCACGACUGUGACCGACUCUCUGGACGAGGUCGAUGCUCGCCCAUCCAUGCAAAAGUCACACACAAUGGCAAUGGAGCCAAAGUAUGCCAUUACGACGUCUUUAGAGUCACCACGCACUUUGACAAUGCCGGACUCUCUUAGCAAUGACACAUCAUAUCCGCCCCCAUCUUCAAGAAGUCGGAUGUUGAGGCAUAUGCCUCCGGGUAACGUCGCGUUGUCCCAGCAGGAUUCCCGACAAGCCCGGAGUGGUGAGAUGGAUGAAACAUCGAGAUUCGCCAAAGCACAGAACAUGAAAAGCAGUCAGUCAUCAAGAACGUAUACAGCUAUGGAUGCCGCACAAGCAGGCGGAGACGUUGUUAUGACGAUGAAUGACCGAGGUCGCCGACGCGGGAACUCAGCCAGUUAUGUCCAGAAUGCUCGGGACCGGAGUACCGAGCGCGCGAUGGCUGGCUUGAUGGACGAGGCCAUGAUGCCGAUCAUUCCCAUGUUUCCCGAUGUCAGCAAGGAGUCCAACAAUUUACACCCCUCUCAGGGCAGAAAGCAGGGGCAGGGCAGGAGUAUCCGUCCAGAAACUGGCUCGCGCGCAGCACCAGAAUCACCAACGGGAUCCGUGGAUGGGACUCAUGAGAUGUCCAGUGAAGACUACUUCAAUUUUGUCAACAAUACAUAUGAUCCGCCGGAGCUUGGCCUUAGUCCUCCACCAGCCAGCUUGUUUGCGUCUAUCAAAGCAAAGAUGAGCCGCCAAAGCUCAUCAUCGAGCUCCGCGCCUAGUACAAUUCGGAGCUCCACAGAGAGGAUCAAGACCUUCAUGCACCCGCCCUCGAGAUUGUCCAGUAGAAACUCUCCAGAGACGCAGGGCUCGCCGGAUCAUAUCGAGACUGAUGAGGUGUCUCCCAUCAGCGAAGACUCACCCAUCCCUGGAGGAGAAGAUGCCUUGGAAACGCCUAGGCAGCCGCCUGUCUCGGCCGUUCUCAAAGAAGAACCUCGCCAGUCGCAGACUACUGCGAGACCUUCGGAAGGGUCCUCGACGUCUUCCUAUCACGACGAUUCAUCUGUGCUCUCGUCUCCAGCUGGCACUCCCGAUACCUCGCGUCCACAGUCGGCUAGGGGUGUAUCGACAAGUCUCGAACCCGCCCAGCUUUCCGAUAUCAAAGAUGGCGCCGUCACCCAUGCGACCGAUCAACUUCACCCUGCGACUCAGGUCCCAACGGAGCGCUCCUCGUCUAAUACUCUUGUUCCUCGUCGGGACGAUGAGGAAGAGGAUAUGACUGAACCUCCCAUCGAACCUCGCUAUAUCACGACAAACCGACCUGCGACCCGGGAUAAACCUUUAAGUCCUUUGGCAAGCCCGGGACUCAGACAUCUUAUGGAUGAAGACUGGAGUCGGAGUCGGAUGCCGCUCGAUGUAGAUGAUGUCGCUUCCUCUCUCAGCAACGUAGCAAGCUCAGAGAGGCUCCAGUCUGCCCCAGCUAUGCCUCACAAUCCUACCCCUCAAUAUGAUAUGACUCUUGAUGGGGACAGGACGUCCAGUCAGAGCAACUCAACCCGGAGCGAACCGCAGUCUCGAGCAGACAGCAGAGCAUCAAAUGGAAAGCAGGCGGAAGAUUCGAAGUCACAUCACAAGGAGAGGAAGCAUCGCCACAAGGGAGAAAAGAAGCGCUCCUCCCGCGAAAAGGACAUGGAGAGGCCCUCCUCAUCCAGAUCGCAACCACUUUUGACCGAAGAACCUGGUGCGACUGAUGUGGAUUUCCUCCCACCACUCAAGCACGAGCCUAUCACCCACUCCAGGCCGCGAUCCAGGGACGCCAACCUGGCCCUCCAGCCGGCGCAACUCGAGCGUGAUGCCCGCGCCAAGACCAGGUCUCCUCUUACCGUGCCGACCGGCACCGAGUCCUCGGGCCGUAGCUCGCCCAGCGCAGCGUACCUGGCAGAAGCCCGGCGGACCGCGCCCACGGCGCCGUCAUCCCAGGCGAGCAGCGCGUCGUCGCGCUCGCUGCCGAAGCCCGCAACGUCCAGCCCGGCCGUCACGGCCACCCGGCCCAUCCUCCGCACGUCGACAUCCUCGCCGGCGCCGGCAGUCACAGCGUCUAGGGCACCGCUGCCGCUGCCCCAGGCGCCCCUGCUAUCGACCGCCGCUGGCGGCUCCGGCCCCGGCUCCGGCCACUCCACGCCGCCGUUUCGCGUGCCCGCGCAGGAGCCGGAGCAGCUCGCCCGGCCCAUGGCCAAGAUGCUGGUCGAGUGCUGCAGCUGCCGCUUCCUGCACGACAUGCCGUCGCGCGUGUACGAGUGCAUGGCGCAGCCCAACGCCGUGGUCACCGACCGCAGCCUCGGCGUCAGCGGCGCCAUCACCACCAUGGUCAAGUGCCCCUGGUGCGCGCACAACAUGAGCACCCAGUGCUGCGCCGGCUACGCUGCCGUCGUGUACCUCAAGGAGAGGCUGCACUAG